AUGCCGAGCUCUCGUUUCUUUAAUGUCAACACGUUAGGUGCUCGAGCCGAUGGACUCUCCGACGACAGCAAAGCCUUCAUAUCAGCAUGGGAAAAUGCAUGUCAGGCUACUGGUGAGGUACACAUUGUGAUUCCGAAAGUCACGUAUUUAGUUGGUCCAGUUAAAUUUGCAGGCCCCUGCAAAAAUAUCUCCAAAACAACAGUCCAUCUGAAGGGUUAUCUCAAGGCAGCAACGAACUUGUCUAGAUUCGGAGAUGGUGCCAGUUGGGUCGAAAUUCGAUCGGUUGAAGGGCUAACCUUGACUGGAGGAGGGACCUUUGAUGGUCAAGGUGCCAAAGCUUGGCCUUACAAUAGCUGCUCCAAUGAUAUUAACUGCAUACUUCUUCCAACAAAUGUGAAGUUUCUGGCGAUGAACCGAACUAUUGUAAGAGGCACAACGUCAGUAAACAGCAAGUUCUUCCAUAUGGCUCUUGUUGAAUGUAUGGACUUUAAGGGCACUGAAAUUAAGAUUUCUGCACCAGCAAAUAGUCCCAACACUGAUGGCAUCCACUUUCAGCGGAGCUCCGGUAUCGACAUAUCGAAAUCACUUAUAGGUACAGGUAAUGACUGCAUCUCAAUUGGACAGGGGAAUUCUCAAGUCAGCAUAACACACAUCAGCUGUGGACCGGGUCACGGCAUCAGCGUUGGAAGUCUUGGAAGAUACAAGAAUGAAGGUGCUGUGAGUGGAUUGGUGGUUAGAGAUUGCUCCAUGGCAGGGAUCUCAAAUGGCAUUAGGAUCAAAACACGGGCUAAUUCGCCAGGCCGAACCGCUGCAACCAACAUGACCUUUGAAAACAUAAACAUGGAAAACCUCACCGAUCCGAUUAGAAUCGAUCAAGCGUAUUGUCCCUCCACGUCUUGCUCCCCAAUGGGACAAUCUCAAGUGAAACUGAGUGACAUAUAUUUCAAGAAAAUAAAGGGAACAUCAUCAUCUGCAGUGGCAAUAGCACUAGAAUGCAGCAAGGGGGUUCCAUGCCAGUAUAUUUACCUUGAAGAUGUUCACUUGGAGUUGGCAUCAGGGAAAAAACAAGCCACUUCCCCUUGUAAAAAUGUUAGGGCUAAAUACAUUGGUGGCACCCAAAUCCCACCACCAUGUGCUUAG
Molecule: messenger RNA, 1140 nt
Organism: Hibiscus syriacus
Lineage: Eukaryota; Viridiplantae; Streptophyta; Magnoliopsida; Malvales; Malvaceae
Product: exopolygalacturonase-like
Exons: 7
Coding region: 1-1140 (379 amino acids)
Biological process (GO): carbohydrate metabolic process
Molecular function (GO): polygalacturonase activity
Source: RefSeq, a predicted model, not a curated record